AUGCUUUUUCUGCUUUUUGUGUCAGUUGUUGUUGGAGAUUUUGUUGUCGAUUACAUCGCAAGUAAGAUAUAUGAAUUUCUCAAAGUUUUUUUUUGACCUCCAGCCAUGUAAGCAUUGUAGGGGAAAGAGCGGUGUUUUUUGAUAUCCAGCUUGGAGAUGACACAAGGACAUUAAAAGCGCAACUCGACAUAAAUCGGCCAUACUCGGUCCUCCUUCAUAAAGAUUGCAGAGCAGCGAAUUGCUCGCACUUUGAGAUAACGGACCCUUACGAUCCAAGGUAAGGUAAUUACGUACAAGAGGGUACCACAUACAAUGUUGUCAUCCUUGCACAAAGUAAAUUCGUAUUUCUUUUGCAGCACUGCCAAAGGAGAGGACACUGGGAAAGAAUUUAAAGAUGACAAGUACAAUAACAACGGGACAAAGGGAAUUUGGUUCAAAGAUACACUUAAAUUUAGAUCAAUGGAGUUCCCAGUGGAGCUCGGAGCGGCCAUGUCUACGGCACGGCAAGUCAAUUGGGAGUACGCCGGGAUUAUUGGACUGGGACCGGUGAAUGAGGACCAUGACAAGAGAACCAGUAUAGUCAAAAAACUGAUGAGUAAGCUAAGUGUCCAGCAGAUUGUCAUUCAAGAAGGUCCGACCAAUCUGGUUAAGGUAAUUGUGAUUACUGGUAGCCUAUGACACUUUAGAACUACGCAAAGGAAGGCGACGAUCGAGAGAAGGGAGGAUCAGUCACCUUCGGAAAAUAUGAUUCCAAGUCCUGCGGCAAUUUCACUUUUACCGACACAAUUGAUCAUAAAUCAUGGAGAAUCAAGGCUGAGUAUGUUUUAUUAAAGAAUGACUCAACAAUUACAGCUUCACAAUUGGCAACCAGGAAUUCUCCAACAAGACAAUAGCCUUUGCAAUUGGAGGGCUUGGGGUUGCAGAAGAAUACAUAUACAACAAGUAUUUUCAUCAAAGAGUUGACAGUGACACAGACUAUCCGAAAAUAUCGCUGAAAUUUGGCGGCAAACGUCUUGCAAUCACUGGAGAGGAUUACGCAACCUUCUACAAAAAAGUGAGUGAUUUGAUAUAAUAUUUGUGUCAUCACCGGUUGUAGCUAGGACAAUACGUACCCAUGUUCUUGAAGGCCGGCCCUGAAUACCCAUACGAUUUUGCGUUUGGCAGCGAUUUUCUGCAGCAUUAUUGUUUGGUUCUUCGGUCAAAUAAGGAGUUUACAAAGCUGGAAAUUGGAUUGGCAAAAAAUAAUGGACGGCCAAAGGGAGGGAAGGAUAAGGACAAGGAAGGUGGAGCCGAGGAGAAGGAUCAAACAAAAUCCACCAAUAAAAAUUUAUCUUACUUUGCAUGUAAUUCCGUGGUGUUUUUUAUUUUUUGGCAACUCUUUGCCCAUUAAUGCAAAAUUUUCUAAAUAUAAUAAAAGGAAAUACUUACCAUGCCACCAGCCCAAUAAUCGUGCUUUAUAUCACUAAAGCUGCUUAAUAACUCUAUGAAAGCUAGAACAAAGGGUCCCUGCCCUUUGUCCUUUUUCAUCAUCACAUUCAACGAGGUUGUUGACAUCUUCUUCGUAAAUAUUCUAGAACAUAGAACAGAGAAAUCUGCCUAUCAUGGAGAUUACACGUGGUGUUAGCACACCUUUUAACGUCUAUUCCUAUUCUGAUUCAGAAUGCGGUUCUUUGAGAAAUUCAAAAUGAAAACUUGUUCUUUCCCGCUUUUCCUCUCUUUGGCGACAACUGUUAAUGGUGAUAUUUUUAUCUCCACAGGUACACUUCAAAUGUGCAGAAAACAUUUUAUGACUUGACAUUUUUUAAAUGGAAUCUGUUUAGCCCAAAGAGCGGUCCUUAACAUCGACUUUGGACGCGAUAAACGUACUCUCCAGGCACAACUAGACAUCAACCGCCCUUACUCAGUCUUCCUGCUCAAGGAUUGUAGGGAAUGCACGGCUGAUAAAUAUGUUAAGACCUAUGAUCCAAGGUAGGUGGAAAGCGUGUAUGAAAGGCGUUUCUUAAAGUUUUAUAGUCCUGAUCAACACCAAUUUGCAGUUGAUAUUCCAGGAAAAUUAAAUUGUUCCUUUUAGCCUUAGCGGUGCUACAGAAUUAGCCAAGGAUUUUAAGAACGACAUGUACAGUUUGGAAGAGCUAGAAGGAAGGUGGUACAAGGAUACUGUUAAAUGCGCUGGCAUCAGUUUUCUAACAGAGCUAAUUGGAGUAAGGGCGGUCGAAACAAGAUUGCCUUGGGAGUAUUCUGGAGUUAUUGGACUGGGACCGGCUCAGAAUACCGAGCAAGAAAGGAGCAGUAUUGUUAAGAAAUUGAUGACUGAUGACUCAAUGAGUACUCAACAGAUUAUCAUUCAGGAAACUUGGAGAGCAUUGGAUAAGGUGAAUAUUUUUUAAGUUUUUUAUACGACCAAGUCUGUUCGGCCUUUUUUGCAGUCACCUUUUGCUAACAUUAGUAGGAAAAAACACAUUGCCGAAAUCUUGCUUGCUAGAUGGUUACAAUAAAAUCCCUAAUUUUGCUAACUUCCAGAAGCACAAAAAAAAAGAAGAAGAAACAAAGAAGAGUCGUGGCUCAAUAACGCUUGGAAGAGAGGUCAAUAAGGAAAGAUGUGGCGAUUUUACCUACACAAACACUGCAAAUCACAAGGCAUGGACGCUUGAAGCGGAGUAAAUUUUAAAAUUUAACUGUAUGAUUUCGAAUUUACAGCCUCACAAUUGGCAACAAAACAUUUCCAAAAAAGAACCUAGCCUUCACAAUCGGGCAGAACGGGGUGGCAGAAGAAUCAAUUUACAAUAAAUUCUUUGCUGUAACAUGCAAUAGAGAUACGGAUUUCCCUAAAAUUUCGUUUCAAGUUGCCGGCACAACAUUCGAAAUGGCCGGGAAAGAGUACGCGGCCUACGAUAAAUAUGUGGGUAAUCUUGAAACGCUAACCAGAACUUUUGAAAAUUUUAGAGCGACCAGUACAAGGCCAAGUUUUCAAAGAAGACAGCACAAUUUCCGUAUGAUUUCGCAUUAGGCACCGAAUUCCUGCAGCAUUACUGUCUUGGCCUACAAUCAAACAAACUGUUCACCGAACUAAGAAUUGGGUUGGCUGAGAAUAAAGGGAAGCCAGAAGGAGGACAGGAAGAGGGAAAUUGGGCCGAAGGAAAGGCUGAAAAGAAAGGCAAAAGCAAAUCAGCCGCUGCUUAUUCGUUAUCGUUCGCUAUUGUCUCUUUCUUUGUCAUGUUGGCUCUGAGUUAA
Molecule: messenger RNA, 3231 nt
Organism: Bursaphelenchus xylophilus (pine wood nematode)
Lineage: Eukaryota; Metazoa; Nematoda; Chromadorea; Rhabditida; Aphelenchoididae
Source: the annotation of a GenBank genome assembly